Cydia pomonella (codling moth) is the source of this 3138-nucleotide messenger RNA. RefSeq lists its product as uncharacterized. Bases 521 to 1519 code for a protein of 332 amino acids. NCBI's taxonomy places the organism in Eukaryota, Metazoa, Arthropoda, Insecta, Lepidoptera, Tortricidae. The transcript is spliced from 5 exons. The record is from RefSeq and is a predicted model, not a curated record. Gene Ontology annotation, molecular function: protein binding.
UUUUGUUUAAUGAACUAUUAUUACCGCGGCUGUGAUAUUUCUACAAUUUUAGUUUUUGAACAAUAAAGAGGGCCUUUACCAGUUGGUGUGGUGAAAAUAUACUUAUCUUUGCUAUCAUCAUCAUCAUCUUAGCUGAAAGACGUUCACAGCUGGACAAAAGCCUCCCCCAAGGAUCUCCGUUCGUUGUAGGGUUAUUCGCUGCCCUCAACCAACAGUUUCCCGCAACUUUAACCAGAUCGUCGGUCCAUCUAGUCUGGGUCCUUCCCACGCUGCGUCUUCCGGUACGUGGUCGCCACUCGAGAACCUUUCUGCCCCAUCAGCCAUCGGUUCUGCGAGCAAUGUGGCCCACCAACUGCCACUUAAGUCUGGCAAUUCUCUGAGCUAUGUCGACAACUUUGGUUCUCAUGCGGAUUUUCUCAUUUCUAAUUCGAUCACGCAGGAAACCUCCGAGCAUAGCUCGCUGCUUUGAGUGACCUUCUUCUUAUGAGGUCCAUUGUGAGCGAUCACGUUUCUGUGCCGUAUGUCAUCAUUGUGCAUCAGUGAUCUUUGCUUCAAUUGUUUAAAAUUUCAGGCCAUGCUGUCCCCGAAUUCCUUGGAUUAUAAUUGCUGGAAAUGCAUUCUGGAUUACCUAUCUGUGAGAGAAAUUGUCACGACGGCUAAAGUGUGCAGACAUUUACAUGAUGUAGCCCAGCGAUACUUACAAGAAGAUUUAAAACUGAGAAUAGAGACUAUAACCAACAUCUGGGAAAUGGACAGUGACCGUAGUAACUGCAGGACAAUGGUCCUGACUGUGAAUGAUGAUUACUUUCUUCACGACGAACUUUUAAACGAUGACACCUACUUCAACACAUUGUGUAGUAAAUGGGGUCGUUCCGUGCAAGAACUUGUUUAUGAUGCUAAAAAUGUAGACGAGGAUAGUCUAUGGGAUCUGGCGAUACAAUGUCCGAAUAUACAGGAUAUUACGUUCGUACGAUUAUCAUGGCAAUUUCCGUCCUGCGACUGGGCUACAAACUUCACCAAGCUCAAACGAGUUUGUUUUGAAAAUAGUUCGGUACACGAUAGCUGUGUCAGCCAAUUAAUUAAAAACAACGCCAUCGAGGAACUUGUAUUUCGAUUAACAAAUUCAGUCACCGGUAGUUUCUUUCUAAAUGUCAAAGAAAAUUUAGAAAAUUGCAGUGCUUUGGCGAAGUUAAACACAUUAAUUAUUAACAACUGCUCUGAUUUGGACUUGAGGCACUUGCUGUAUGCCGUUGAGCCGGAGAAUUACUUGCCUGAAUUAGAAAAUUUGACUUUAGACGGCGUGCAACUGGUUUUGAAGAAUAAGAAUAUAAUGGCAGAUGUUAUCAGGCAGAGCGCUUUUUUAAAGGCGCCCCGAUGCCCCCGAUUGCCAGUGCAACCUGACAGUGACAACCCAGUGCCAUUGCCGGUUCAAGAAGUAUACUACUUGCCAUUCCGACCUCAAGAAGACGAAAUCGAAUUUUACUUCAACCUGUUACAUUUUGGGCCCCCGUUUCAAUAGGCACCAUGCGCGUUGGAGGGUACACAUGGCUAUGACUUCCUAUAUACUUACUUAUUUUACUCUUUAACAUUGACACUUCACGCCAAAGGAAGUGCUGCCAUCUAUCAUUCUCGUUCUCUUUUUUUUCUAGUUUAAGAGGCUGUCAAUACCUAAAGCGUGCACACUGUCUAUUUGUAUCGGAGUAAAUGAGAUAGCUCUGUCGCAUGUUACUGGGCCUGGGCAAGGGAAUAAUAAGAAAAAUAUUUAAAUAAAAAAAAAGUGGAUUAUUAGUGUAAUAUUUUACUCAACCACGGUUUAGAUAUAAAUGUUUUGAAAUUGUGAUUUUAAUUGUAGACCCAUAAGUCAAAACAAUAGAGUAUAAAACCGUUUAAUUGUGAUUUUAAGACCAAUCUUUGCAAUUAUUUUCUAUCGAGCCGAUUUCGUUCAAUCGUGUAUCGAGUACAACCACGGUCUUUGAAAUAUAAUUAAUAUGAACAUAUAUUUUACUUACUUGACUAAAACAAAUAGUCUUUCUUAAAAAACUGUUUAAGUAACAUCAAUUUCAAGGACAUUGGGUGUUGACAGCCUCUUAAUAUCGUGCGUUUAAGUCACAUUCAUUCACUCAUUCAUUCAAUACUGUUUUUGCUAUUAGUACUGUGCAACUCUCCCGGCAAUACCUAUAGCACGUUAUUCUGGGUAUGAAUGUGUAAAAUUUGAAUCUUAUCAUAGGUAGUAGGUUCUGGCAUCUUAUGAAGCUACAUUGGAAGCAUAAACUUCACAUUUACGCCUCGCGCCAAAAAUCUGACGUCUCCUGUGCUGCCCCCUACAGUUGCACGCUCCCAUGCCCUUAAGACAUUGUCAUCUACAACAAAGUGACAAUAUUUUAUAGGGAGCGUGCAUGAACUGUAGGAGGCAGCACAGGAGCCGUCAGAUUUUUGGCGCGAGGCGUAAAUGUGAUGUUUAUUGUUCCCAAGUAACCCACAAGAUGGCAGAACCGACUAUGCACAAGAAAACACUUGACGUGUUAAUGUACAUGUUUAUUGUUCCGAUUCAGGCCAUAAGAUGGCAGACCCUCCAACGCGUACGGCCCCUAUAGUAAACACCAAUCAAAACGUAAUGUAUGGAAAUUAUCACGUUACUUUUUUACUUCUUGAUUGAAGUUUUUCGAUACAGCUUGCUGUUAGCUGCCUGCACUUUAAUAGUUUUACAAAUAGUAGUUUUUUUUAUUAUAGCAUAACUUUAAAUUUAGGUUCAAGGCGGCGGGAACAGUGGCUCAGCUCGAACAGUGGCUCGAUCGCCCAAAUAUCGCUCUAUACUGUAACACCCUCGUGUGUUAGAAUUAACCAUUGCUCGUCCAUUCGAUUACUGAAUACUGAAGCAUUUGCUAUUUAGCGUCUCUCACUCGUGUUGAAAUUAGGUUCUUCUUCUUCUUAGUCGUAUACUCUUGUCAGAGUAGUCGUGGUCAUUGCGAUCGUUGUACGGCUUUUUUCGCUGUUGCCCGCCCAGUGGCCGCGCAGUGGCUCGAAAUUAGGUUGAGUGAGCCACUUUUCGAGUUGAGCCACUGUUCCCGCCUACUUGCAUUUUAUUGUAAUAAGAUGAAUCCAAUGUGAUUUUAGAAAUAAAAAUAGUAAUAUUUUUUA